Penicillium cataractarum is the source of this 2400-nucleotide messenger RNA. Its product is annotated as OPT family oligopeptide transporter. Gene Ontology annotation, molecular function: oligopeptide transmembrane transporter activity. Gene Ontology annotation, cellular component: fungal-type vacuole membrane. The coding region runs from base 1 to 2400 and encodes 799 amino acids. The transcript is spliced from 2 exons. Lineage: Eukaryota; Fungi; Ascomycota; Eurotiomycetes; Eurotiales; Aspergillaceae. The record is from RefSeq and is a predicted model, not a curated record.
AUGAAUUACCAGACACUCAAUAUGGCAGGCGAUGCCUCUUCACCACGGCUGGAGGCCGUGGAUAGGCCAUCCUCGCCCGGCCAGGUCGCUAACACAAGUGACGAUGUCGCCACGGCGAGCCCUAGACGAGCGCAAACUACGUCCGCCCAGAGCUUCACUCCCCGCUCGUUGAUUGUCGGUCUCAUUAUCGGCGCCCUGAUCACCUUCUCCAAUACCUACUUUGGUCUCCAGACAGGAUGGAUUAGCACAAUGGCCAUGCCGUCGGCAUUGAUUGGGUUCUCGGUCUUCAAGGUCUUGACCAAGUACUUGUCCUUCCCGUUUACUCCGAUUGAGAACGUCCUCAUUCAGACGGUGGCGGGAGCGGUGGGAACUAUGCCUUUGGGCUGCGGAUUCGUUGGUGUGAUUCCUGCCUUGGAGUUCUUGUUGAAGGAUGGCGAGGACGGACCGAAGGGAGAUGGUGGUGAAGGCGAAGGCGGCCCGCUUAAAUUGGGCUUCUGGAAAUUGGUGGUCUGGAGUCUUGGAGUCUGUUUGUUCGGUGUCGUCUUUGCUGUACCGUUGCGGAAAGAAGUGAUUGUGCGCGAAAAGUUGCGAUUCCCCAGUGGGACUGCUUCUGCGCUGAUGCUGCGGGUCCUACACGGCGCAGGAAAAGACGAGAAGACACCCUUGGAUGGCCAGGGUCGCUCGAGUGGACUAGCUCAGGGUAAUUACAACGGCCGUCAGCCCCAAGGAGAUGAGCAGCAAGGUCUCCUGGUAAAAGAUGCAGACACCGAAGACCAGUCCGUGGAUGAGAAGGAUUGGCGAUCAAAGAUGCGUCUUUUGAUCGGGGCCUUUGUGGUCUCUGGUAUUUAUACCCUUUUCUCCUACUUCGUUCCCCUGGUUCGGGAUAUUCCCUUGUUCGGGUUGGGACUUGCCCAUAAUUGGCUAUGGACUCUCAAUCCAUCACCCGCGUAUAUCGGCCAGGGAAUUAUUAUGGGACCAUCGACCUGCAUGCACAUGCUCUUUGGAGCAGUGCUGGGAUGGGGAAUCCUUUCGCCACUGGCCAGGGCUCGUGGCUGGGCGCCCGGACCCGUGGAUAGCUGGGAUGAUGGGAGUAAAGCAUGGAUAGUAUGGAUUUCUCUAGCUAUCAUGCUUGCAGAUUCACUCGUCAGCCUCGGAUGGCUUGUCAUCAAGCCUAUUGUCAGCCGGGCUCCGAGGUGGAUUGCUAUACUGCGAUCAACUCGUGCUGGCCAGUGGAUUGCAGUACGACUGGAGCGAUCAGGGUCACACGAGCACUCUUAUAUCAAUUACUCUGCAUUGGAUUCUGGAAACCAUGAAAUCGCCCACGAAAACUUGGACGGUGUUCAUGUACAGGUCACGACAGCUAAAGAUGAAGACGAAGAUGCGCCUCCUUCCCAGCUUAUUUCCACUCGGAUGGUGGUGAUCCUGCUUCCUUUGACACUGAUCUUGAAUGUUGUCUGUAUGCAUUAUGUCUUCGGUGAUAUAAUCUCCCCUUGGCUGUCUAGCCUGGCUACCCUUCUUGCAGUCCUCCUCUCCAUCAUGGGCGUGCGUGCUCUUGGCGAGACUGAUCUCAACCCAGUAUCGGGUAUCAGCAAGCUCACCCAACUACUUUUCUCCCUGGCAACGCCAGCCUCACACUUCUCCCGACGGACGGCCCUGGUCACGAACCUCCUCGCCGGUGCCGUAUCCGAAUCUGGUGCCCUACAAGCCGGAGACAUGAUGCAGGAUCUCAAGACGGGCCAUCUCCUCGGCGCGAGCCCCAAGGCACAAUUCUACGGCCAAAUCAUCGGGAGUCUCGUCGGUGCCGUGCUUUCGACAGCCGUCUACAAGAUGUACGUCAACGUCUAUGAAAUCCCCGGAGAGAUGUUCCAGACACCUACCGCAUACGUCUGGAUCUUCACCGCUCGCCUUGUUACGGGCGAGGGCCUACCAGACAUGGCAUGGCAAGCAUCCGUCAUCGCAGGCCUUAUAUGGGUCCUCCUCACCGCGGUGCGAAUCAUAGCUGCAUCUCCUUCUUUCGCACAGAACGGCCAACCCCCAGCCUGGAGAAAUUGGAUUCCCGGCGGUAUCGCCGUGGCAGUUGGUAUCUUCAACGUCCCAUCUUUUACACUGGCCAGGGCGAUAGGUGGCAUUAUUGCGUGGUGGUGGGCACGGAAGCACUCGCCCCCCACUCGUCAGCCUCCUUCCAGCGAUAUCGCGGAUGGAAUUAAUUCCUCUGCUGCGGACGCGCCAUCUGCGCUGCAGUCUGGACAGGGCGAUACACCCUCUGCGGCAGAGGCGGCUGCCAAGGCUGAUGCAGCUUCUUCGACUGUCGUUGUUUUGGCGUCUGGUCUUAUUCUGGGUGAAGGUAUUAUGAGUAUUGUGAAUCUUCUUCUUGCAAGUGGUCGGGUUCCCCAUCUAUAG